UAAUUUGUAAAUUACUAAUGCUUGAAAGUACAUAAACAGCUUUGUUUUGGGAUCGAUUGCAUUGAGGGAAAUUAAUCUAGCAUUGAAAGAUUCGAAAAGUUGUGUCUUUCUGUAUUGACCAUAAGGAAAAAGUUUAACACCGUACCAAUAAUAGGUUGAAACGUUACGAUAGGUCACCAAUUCACACCCAUCAAAGAGGAUACUAUUCUCCUUUUCCCACUUCUAUAUAAAUAAACCACUCAAAACCAUAAAACACAGAAACACUUUCCCUCUCCACUCCAAAACUCUACUACCACCCAAAACAAAGAAAAGCACUUAAACAAAAGCAGCUUAUUCAUUUCCUUCAACAUGGCUGCCAUAAAAAGAGAACCCAAACAAGAAGCACCCAUCCAUGGUGAUGUUUUAGAAACAAUAUUUUCAUUCGUGCCACUCAUCGACCUUGUUCCAUCUUGUCACGUAUCUAAAUCAUGGAACAAAACUGUUUUCUCUUCACUUACCCACGUAAGACAAAUCAAACCAUGGCUCAUUGUUUUACCCCAAACAUCACGCGCUUCGCGCGUGACCAUCGCUCAUGCUUAUGAUCCUCGCUCUCAUGCGUGGCUUCAGAUAACUAAACACCAACCGUUGAUCAACAAAACUCAGGAAAUUCCAGCCAUUAGAUCAUCUCAUUCAACUCUGCUUUACACCUUAUCCCCAUCGGAGUUUACGUUUUCACUCGACGCACUUCAACUCGAGUGGCAUAAAGCACCGUCACCGCGCGUGUGGCGCACUGAUCCAAUAGUAGCGCGCGUUGGAAAUUGUGUGGUGGUUGCUGGCGGCGCGUGUGAGUUUGAAGAUGAUCCACUUGCAGUGGAGAUGUACAACAUGGAGAGCCGUGAUUGGGUCAAUUGCCAGUCGAUGCCAAUGACACUGAAGACAUCGUCGGCAUCCUCGUGGCUAUCGGUUGCGGUUGUCGGAGAAACCAUGCUCGUGACGGAGAAGAAUUCCGGUGUGACGUACACGUUCAAUACAACUACGAUGGAUUGGGAAGGGCCUUAUUAUCUACGUCCAGAUGAUAAAAGUGUACUCUACACCGUCACCGGAACUUUGUCAGAGAAAUUGACGGUGGCCGGAUUGGUGGGUGAACCGGGGAACGUAAGAGAAGUAAAGCUGUGGGCUGUUAAGGAGGAAAUAGAUUCGGGAAUGGAGGAAAUAGGUUCGAUGCCGAAGGAGAUGGUGGAGAAGUUGAGAGGUGAUUCAGAGUUUGGUUCAGUUGAAGCAAUUUGGGUUGGGAAUUUGGUUUACUUGCGUAACACGUUGGUGUUGGAUGAACUUGUUGUAUGUGAGGUUGUAAAUGGGAACUUGUGUGAGUGGAGAAGUGUGAAGAAUGCGGCGGUGGACGGUGGAACGAGGAUGGUGUUUUGUGGCGGUGAUGUGAAAAUGGAGGAUUUGCAGAGAGCGGUGUUGUCGGAGAAACAAACAUUUAGUAUGAAACAAAUGUGAACUUGAAAUAAUUAAAAUCUUACCUGGGCAGUUUAUCCAUUCUGUUUUUCUUGGUCUCCUUCCUUCGAUUCACAUGUUUCUAGGUUGAAGUUUUUUGUCGCCUAGUUUUGAGGCAUAAAAAUGUGAAUGAAUGAGUAUUUGAGUUUCAAACUGUUGAAAAUAUUAUUACUAACUGAAUCAUUCGAUGCCAUCAUCUUCAUCAACUCUUAAAAUCUACUGCCGUUGAAUACCGUCAAAUUUCAUAGGCUUCUUCAA
This is a messenger RNA of Medicago truncatula (barrel medic), 1737 nucleotides long. RefSeq names its product F-box/kelch-repeat protein At1g23390. The record is from RefSeq and is a predicted model, not a curated record. NCBI's taxonomy places the organism in Eukaryota, Viridiplantae, Streptophyta, Magnoliopsida, Fabales, Fabaceae. Gene Ontology annotation, cellular component: nucleus; cytosol. Gene Ontology annotation, biological process: proteasome-mediated ubiquitin-dependent protein catabolic process. The transcript has a single exon. Gene Ontology annotation, molecular function: protein binding. Bases 349 to 1482 code for a protein of 377 amino acids.